Molecule: messenger RNA, 2019 nt
Organism: Cucurbita maxima (winter squash)
Lineage: Eukaryota; Viridiplantae; Streptophyta; Magnoliopsida; Cucurbitales; Cucurbitaceae
Product: F-box/kelch-repeat protein SKIP30-like
Exons: 2
Coding region: 775-1812 (345 amino acids)
Molecular function (GO): protein binding
Source: RefSeq, a predicted model, not a curated record
UUUCUUCUUCUUCUUCUUCUUCUUCUUCUUCUACCACCGCUCACUCUAUACAAUUUACACCCUUUUCCUAAUUUUCCUUCUUACCCAAUAAUUCCUUCAUUUUCUUAUUCAAUCUUGGCGCUCUUUCUUUAUCACCCGCUCUAACUUCGGAUGCAAAUUUCCCUUCACCCUUUCUGCCUUGGUUCCGGAUUGUAUUGGGAUUAGAUGUUGGGUAUGAAUUAAUUUGCGUACGCUAGGUUGUUGGAUACAGUUUCCUUCUUAUUGGACUCCGAACAACUUAAUUCAUGCGGGUAUAUCCUGGAAGUUCGAAGCUGUCCAGGCAGUUGGGGUGCAGGGGCCCGGGAUCAUGCACAAUACAUGGACACUCCUAACCGCAUUAUCUUAACGGGUUAUUGUCAAUGCUCUGUUCUGUUUUUACUUCUUCAGUUUUAAUCUUAGUUUGAGUCCUCCCUUGAGUGGUAUCAGCACUCCUACUAUUACCAUUCUCAGUCCCUACCCGGAAAAUUCAAGCUUGAUUUUCUUGGAACAUUCAGAAUGGAUUUUGAGGAAAACUGUGGAUGUCAUGUCAUGUUGAGCUGAUUUUAUCCAGCUUUUGUCAUCUCUACUAAUUGACACGACUAGGAAAAGCUGAAAAAAUUCAAUUACAUUGAAGAAAGGGAGAUUCUUCCCCUUAUUGUUCAAAAUAAGCAGGAGCUAAAGACCAGAUUACUUGCUUCCUGAACAAGAAACGGCCUGUCGUGGAUAAUCAUCUGAAACGGAUGAAAAGGGGUUAUUAUGUCUGAGUUGAUUGACCGUCUCCCAGACGCGGUUGCCCUUAGGUGCCUUGCACGUGUGCCCUUCCACCUCUAUCCACAGUUGGAGCUUGUUUCUCACUCCUGGCAAGCUGCCAUUCACAGUGCUGAACUAUACAGAGUCCGGCAGGAGAUUGGAUCAUCAGAAGAUCUAUUAUGCGUAUGUGCAUUCGAACCUGAGAAUCUAUGGCAGCUCUAUGACCCCCUCAGAGACCUUUGGAUGACAAUUCCGGUAUUACCAUCGAAAAUUAGGCAUCUUGCACGCUUUGGUGCUGUGUCCACUGCUGGAAAGUUGUUUGUGCUUGGUGGUGGCAGUGAUUCUGUUGAUCCGUUAACCGGAGAUCAAGAUAGGAACUUUGCCACCAAUGAGGUGUGGUCCUAUGAUCCUGUAAUACGCCGGUGGUCUCAAUGUGCAUCAAUGCUUGUACCCCGUGCCAUGUUUGCAUGCUGUGUUUUGGAUGGAAAGAUUGUUGUUGCAGGUGGUUUUACUAGCUGCAGAAAAUCAAUUUCUCAGGCAGAAAUGUACGAUCCUGAUAAAGAUGCUUGGAUUCCUCUGCCUGACCUACACCACACUCACCAUUCUGCUUGCACAGGGGUUGUGAUUGGAGGGAAGUUGCACGUCCUGCACAAGGGAUUAUCAACUGUGCAAAUUUUCGAGAAUACGCGGCCUGGAUGGAGAGUUGAAGAUUAUGGUUGGCUUCAAGGUCCAAUGACCGUUGUCCAGGGUUCACUCUAUGUGAUGAGCCAUGGACAUAUUUUCAAGCACGAUGGAGAAGCUAAGAAGGUCAUUAUUUCAGCAUCCGAAUUUCGCCAACGAAUUGGGUUUGCAAUGAUGAGUUUGAGAGAUGAAAUUUACGUGAUUGGAGGAGAUAUCGGUCCCGACCGUUUGAAUUGGGACGUCAAGCCAACAUCUGAUGUUGACAUAUUGACAACAGGAGGUGAGAGGCCAACAUGGCGACGUGCAACAUCAAUGACCAGAUGCCAUGGGGCUAUUCGGGGAUGUGCUCAGUUGAGAAUUUAGGAUACCAUUCUGUUGCUACCUUGUCAUUGCAUUGUGUUUGCCUCAUAACCUCUCCUAUUGCCUUUUCUGGUGGCUGCCUCUUUUUGUAAUCUUAUGAUGUUCAUUCUUGGGGUAUGUUGAUGAUUCUCCUGGAAAAUUGGAUAUCAUUGGAACUGUGUAAGAUUCUGAGGUGGUACAUGAAUAUUAUGAAUGAUUUGUGAGCAUCCA